This is a messenger RNA of Cuscuta europaea, 1789 nucleotides long. Lineage: Eukaryota; Viridiplantae; Streptophyta; Magnoliopsida; Solanales; Convolvulaceae. The record is from the annotation of a GenBank genome assembly.
UGAAAAUGCACCAAACGCACCCGUCCUCUCAUACCCACAUUCAUCCCUCAAUUCGGUUCUCAUCCUCUCUCUCUCUCUCCACACCCUUCUGCAUUCUGCCAUGUCUUCUCUGUUAGAUCCAUAAACCCCACUCCCCGAUCCUCUCAAUUUUCUGUUCUUGCGCUUAUACAUCGCUGUAAAUAUACCGGUAGUUACAUACCUUGAAAUUGCAGGAAGAUGGGUUCUGCCGGGCUAGAUCUGAAAUCCACAGUCUACUCAGAGCCGGUGGACCAAUUCGACCGCCUCCCGGACUCUCUAGUCCUCUUCGUAUUCAACAUGAUCGGCGAUGUCAAAGCUCUCGGCCGAUGCUGCGUUGUUUCGAGGCGUUUCCAUUCAUUAGUACCACAGGUUGACAACGUCGUCGUUCGAGUCGACUGCGUCAUCUCAGACGACGACGGCUCUUCGCCUUCUUCUACUUCCGCCGCGACCGACAAGUCUCGCCAUCCGAUCUCUUCUGUAAUUCGUCUUCUAGUUACGGGUCUCCUCAAGCCUUUCCAGUCUCUUACCCAAUUCAUCUCCGCAUCCAAUCCCCCGCGGCGCGUCACGGCUUCUCCGGCACUCGAUGACGGCAGAUUCGACCAAAACUCCGUCACUCACCACUCACCGGCACAGGUCUUGAAGAAUUUUGAAGAAAUCAAAUACCUACGAAUCGAAUUGCCGAGCGGAGAACUUGGAAUCGACGACGGCGUUUUACUGAAAUGGAGAGCCGAUUUUGGGUCCACCCUCGAUAAUUGCGUCAUCCUUGGUGCUUCAUCGGUGACUCACCGCACCACCACGGGUCAUCAAAUCGCUACCCGCGACGAGCAGAGUGAAGUAAACACCGAUAACAACGGGAGCAUACCGGAGUCAUUUUACACCAGCGGAGGUCUGAAACUACGAGUGGUUUGGACGAUAAGCUCUUUAAUUGCCGCUUCUGCCAGACAUUAUUUACUGCAGCCGAUAAUUGCAGAACACGUAACCCUAGAUAAUUUGACAUUGACUGACACGGAUGGGCAGGGAGUUCUGUGUAUGAAUAGGGACCAACUGGAGGAGCUAAGAGUGAAACCCCUUUCUGCUUCGUCGGCAUCAAAGAGGACUAUGGUUCCUGCUCUGAAUAUGCGUUUAUGGUUCGCCCCACUUUUGGUGUUGCCUGAUGGGACUGUUCUGAAAGGUGCGACCUUGGUGGCUAUUAGGCCAAGUGAACAACAAAAGAAAGAUGUGGUUAGUUCAGAUGGAAAUUGGGUAGCUUCUGCUUUUGAUGAACCUUAUGGAACGGCUGCUAGGAUGUUGGUGAAGGGGAGAACCUACUGUCUGGAAAUGAACUCCUUCUGAUUUCAUAUUCUAACCAAAUCAAGAACUUGUUCCAUGGAUCUCUGAGAAAGAUUGCUGCUUUUAAUGAAAGUGGAUCUGAAGCCUCUUUGAAGCAUGAAGAAAAGUACAAUUUUUGUUUUGAGGCAGUAGCAGAGUUCAUGGAGCCCCCUUCACAGAUGAAUUGUAACAGAGAAGUGAAUUGCAUUCCUGUGAUAAAAUGCCUACUGGAACCUGAUACUGGCUAUUCUAUAUGUGUUGUUAUGCACCAUAUAAAAAUGGAUAAUAAGCAUAUGCUUUACGCUUAUUCUAUGUAUAUGCUUUAUGCACUGAGAAAAUGGUUAAUGGUUUUGUUGUUGUUGACUUGUGUAAGAGAUAUGUUCGUAUGGUAUUGCCAUGAUUUACAUUUAUUUGUUUCCUCUGUGAAUAUUUUUCAUAUAUGUUAUGGAUGAUAUACUAUGUG